Messenger RNA from Gongylonema pulchrum, 339 nucleotides. NCBI's taxonomy places the organism in Eukaryota, Metazoa, Nematoda, Chromadorea, Rhabditida, Gongylonematidae. The record is from the annotation of a GenBank genome assembly.
AUGUCACCUGUUUGGUACAAGCGACCCGAACGGUUUACGUCUCAACGUUAUUUGCGUGUGGUAGCGCUGAGUCGUACGAAUGUAGCAAUUGCUGAUUUUGGUACUGGAGCGGUAGAGUACAUCGACUGGAAUGUCCCGAAAAAUCCGAUCAGUGCGCUACAGGGUGCAUCCGAAAGUCAUCAUGCUGACGAAAUACUGCUCUGUCAUCGAAUAUGCCGUUUCCCGUAUAUUCUGGGUUUUGGUGAUGAUCUGAUCGAAGUACGACUGGCUAUCAAUGGAAAUCUGCUUUGCUCAAUGUACAUGCCUCAUGUUAAAGUGCUUUCAACAAAAAGAGACUAA